Phlebotomus argentipes is the source of this 9569-nucleotide messenger RNA. It is a transcript of the gene dom, whose product is annotated as helicase domino. The transcript is spliced from 21 exons. The coding region runs from base 221 to 9139 and encodes 2972 amino acids. Gene Ontology annotation, molecular function: histone binding; ATP hydrolysis activity; ATP-dependent chromatin remodeler activity. NCBI's taxonomy places the organism in Eukaryota, Metazoa, Arthropoda, Insecta, Diptera, Psychodidae. The record is from RefSeq and is a predicted model, not a curated record. Gene Ontology annotation, cellular component: Swr1 complex.
CCUGCGAGCGGACAUUCAUGAGCACGUUCUCCUCAGUUCAGUUUUUGGUGCGGUUCAGUGUGAAAAUUCUGGAGAAAAUUGCAUUUUUCAACUAGUGUAUGGUGAUUUUGUGGCUCAAUAGUGAGUUGAGUGCGUGGUGAAAGUGUUUUCUGUGGCGUGAAGGUGGGAAAAAGCGUGAAAAUCUGCCCAUUUGUCGACACCCAGGCGAGAUGCAUCAAACAUGAAUGAAGCUGAUUCAGCAGGGGGGCCCCGAGGGCGAAGCUCAGCCCCUCCUGCUGCAGCUGACCGCAGAUCGUUGAAUUUGACAGCGGGUACAGCGGUGCGCGUGAGUGGGGCAUCUGCGUUGAUAAAUCCACAGCAAAUGUCCCGACUGGCCGCGGACAAUCGUGUCCUGUUGAUGAGCAGCAGCAGCCCGAGGAGUCAGCAGCAGCCUGGCCAGGGCAAUUUGAUUUUCAUCUCGACGGCGGCGGCGUCGGGUGACUUGAGCGGUGGCAAUCUCAAUAGUAUUAGCGGUGGUGUCGUCCUGAGGACACACGCGGCCGCCGGUGAGACGUCCAGUGGCAUUGUCGGCGUCGGCAAUGUGACGGGCUCCGUUGUCUCAUCCACGGCGACGUCAACAGCGCUGGCGUCUGUGCAGGAGGCGACGAUUGUGACGACGUCGUCUGGUGAUUUGCACAAUUUGCUCAGUGCACAGCGAAAGAGGGUGAAAGUGGAGGAUCGUGAUAGUAUUGCUGCCAUAAAGAAGCGCAUCUUGGAGCACAAAUACUCGCGAUUGAGGAGUCUCAAGGAUAAGCACACAGAGCAUGUGGCUGAACUCUUCUUCCUCCAAGCGUCUGGCAACAUGAUGGAUUAUCCGACGUGGCGAAAGAAACCACAGACGCCGGAAUUGAUUAAUUUUGCCAAAACAUGGAGAUUAGAUCAGACAGCAAGUGCAUCUGAUGAUACAGCAGCCAAACUGCUUCAAAACUCAUCUGGACAAUCGUACGGGACAGAGAUUAAGAUUCCCGGAGUGGGAGUGACUCCAGUGGCUGUCUCGACAACUCUGCCAACAGCUGUUGUACAAUUGACACAGCAAGGUCAUAUACCCGGAAGACCCCAGGGGGGUCGUCACGGGAUGGUGUUUGGCCAAAUUCCGGUUCCUACAACACAAGGCAAUUUAUCGAUUCCUCUGGUGCCAGGUGGAACACCUUUGGUACCUGAGACAUCAUCAGGAGUCGAUGCGCCUGAUAAGAAGCCACUGCUGACGUCCAUUGCGGCGCCAUCGACACCCACGACGCCGGUGACUGUUGCCACGGCCGCGGCGGGUGCUCAGGAGCAGUUCUCGGUGAAGGCGAAGCAAGAGGUGUACGUGAUGCAGCGCGUGUCGGAGUUGCAGCGCGAGGGUUUGUGGGCGGAGAAGCGACUGCCGAAGCUGCAGGAGCCGUCGCGGACGAAGGCGCACUGGGAUUAUCUGCUGGAGGAGAUGGUGUGGCUGUCGGCGGACUUUGCCCAGGAGCGCAAGUGGAAGAAGGCGGCGGCCAAGAAGUGUGCCCGAAUGGUGCAGAAGUACUUCCAGGACAAGGCGCUGGCGGCUCAGCGGGCGGAACGCGCCCAGGAGGCACAGCUGAAGCGAAUAGCGGCCUUUGUGGCCAAGGAGAUCAAAGUGUUUUGGUCAAAUGUGGAGAAACUCGUGGAGUAUAAGCAGCAGACGAAGCUGGAGGAGAAGCGGAAGAAGGCAUUGGAUCAGCAUUUGAGCUUCAUUGUCGAUCAGACGGAGAAGUUCUCGCAACAGCUGGCCGAGGGCAUGAAUAAGAGUGUUGUUGAUGGCAGUGCAGCGCCAAGUCUCAAUUCCAGUCGCAUCUCAUCGCCAAAGCGUUCAGCACAAUCUGAUGAUGAAUUUUCUCCGGGAAAUGAAUUGUCGGAUGACGAUGAGGAGACAAUUGCAAAGGCUGAAGCUGAGGCAACGUGUGUGAAUGAGGAAAUUCUUGCCCUACAGCGUGAAUCUGAGAUGGAUUUCGAUGAUUUCCUGAAGGAGUUGCCAAAGGAUUAUCUGAAGAAUCGGGAAAAUAUCGUUCUCUCAGAUGACGAUGACAAUGGUGGGCGUGAGGAUGAGAAGAUGGAGAGUUCGGGCGAUGAGGAGUUUAAAGCCACCGCCUCGAGUACGGACGAUGAGGAAUCAAUAAUGGAGCAGGAGAAUAAGGAGAAGAACAAGGAUCAUAAGAAGGAAAUUGCCGAACUUGAGGCUGACAAUGAAAUGAGCAUUGAGGAUCUCAUGGCGAAAUAUAAGACCUUGUCAAAGGCGGAGAAGAUGGAAGUGGAUUCGGACGAUGAUGAUGAUGAGACAUCAGAUGAUGAAGGUUCAGAUGACAAGUCGGAGAAUGAGAGCGAAGAGGAGGAGGAGGAAAGUGAGGAGGAUGAGCCGAAGGACGAUGGCUUAAGUCUACAGAAUUUAUUCAAUGAGGAUGGCGGCGGAAACAACAAAGAUCAGUUGAUUGAUGAUGCCGCCGCGAUUGCUGAGAGUAUUCAACCGAAGGGAAAUACACUGUCGUCGACGAAUGUUGUCACAGAAGUGCCAUUUUUACUCAAGCACACCCUCAGAGAAUAUCAGCACAUUGGAUUGGAUUGGCUCGUCACGAUGCAUGAUAGGAAAUUGAAUGGUAUUCUGGCUGAUGAAAUGGGCUUGGGAAAAACCAUCCAGACUAUUUCACUUCUCGCCCAUUUGGCUUGUUGCAAGGGAAAUUGGGGUCCUCACUUGAUUAUUGUUCCGUCAUCUGUGAUGCUUAAUUGGGAGAUGGAGUUCAAAAAGUGGUGUCCGGGAUUCAAGAUUCUCACAUAUUAUGGUAAUCAGAAGGAGCGAAAGGCCAAGAGGAUUGGAUGGACAAAGGCGAAUGCAUUUCACAUUUGUAUAACAUCAUAUAAACUUGUCAUACAAGAUCAUCAGAGCUUCAGGAGGAAGAAAUGGAAAUAUCUUAUACUUGAUGAGGCACAAAAUAUUAAGAAUUUCAAGUCACAACGUUGGCAAUUGUUGCUCAACUUCCAAACAGAACAACGACUUCUACUUACGGGAACACCAUUGCAGAAUAAUUUAAUGGAACUCUGGUCCCUGAUGCACUUCUUAAUGCCACAUGUUUUUCAAUCACAUAAAGAAUUUAAGGAGUGGUUUUCAAAUCCAAUGACUGGAAUGAUUGAAGGAAACUCAGAGUACAAUGACUCAAUUAUAAAGCGUCUUCACAAGGUUUUGCGACCAUUCCUCCUGAGACGAUUAAAGUGUGAAGUGGAGAAGCAAAUGCCGAAAAAGUAUGAACAUGUUGUGAUGUGUCGACUUUCCAAGCGUCAACGAUAUCUCUAUGAUGACUUUAUGAGUCGUGCAAAAACGAGAGAAACUCUUGCAUCUGGAAAUCUACUCAGUGUCAUCAAUGUGCUUAUGCAAUUGCGCAAAGUUUGCAAUCAUCCCAAUUUGUUUGAAGUUCGACCCACAAUUUCGCCAUUCCGCAUGGAUGGUAUUAAGUAUUGGACAGCUUCGUUGGUGUGUAAUGUAUUGGAUUACAAUCCAUUGGAGCAAAUUGAUCUCCACUCUUUGAAUUUAGUGUUAAUUAAUUUAGAGCUAAGUCUCACAGCGUAUGUGGCGCAUAGAUCUAAGCAAUUGUCAACGCCGAGGAAGUUGAUUGAGGAGAUUGACACGGCGCCGGAAUUGCCGCCACAGUGUCCCACGGGAAAGUUGCGAUUGCACGUGAAGGUGCGCGAUGGUCGUGUUCAGGAGACGCUGAGCGGUGGGAGUGUGAAAGUGGGUACAAGUCCGGCAAUGCGUGUGGAGGGAACGAAGUAUGUGCCGAUUGCAAAGUUCCUAACAGCGACGACGAAGAGUGGUAGUAAGAUUGGUGGUGAGAGCGAUGUGGCAACAAUAGCGCAGAUUGUUCAGUCCACGAGUGACGGUGGCUCGUCGUCGGGGACGCAGCAGAUUGGGGGUGUGCAGACGUCCACGGUGGUGGUGAAUAGUACAUCGCCUGGCGGCGGCACGGCGACAAUCAAUCUGAGGCGGCGACAUGAUCUGUCGAAGGUGAUUGGCGAGAAUGCCGGGAUGAUUGUUCAGACUUCCAAUGGGCGACACAUUCUCAUUCCCACAUCAUCGACGGCGGGCACGGCGACGACGGUGUUUGCACAGAAUGGACAGCGAUUGACGGUGGUGAGUAAGAAUAUUGGGCAAGUGAAUAAGAUCACGCAGCACGUGAUCACGAAGCCCAUCUUCAAGAUGUCACCACUCGUUGGUGGCAACAGUCAACCGCUGGCGGCAGUUGUGGCGCAGCAUCUCAAAUACUAUUCCGCCCCACCGACAACUGGACAGCCGGCCGUUGUCAAUCAGACAGUCGAGUCGGAGUUUCUCGUUGCGGAGACUGAAGAGGCGCGCCGUGAGAGGCGUGUUAAUCAAUUGCGUCUGCUGAGUCGGACAAACAGGAGACGAAUCGAUGCCACACCGGUUUAUGGUGAGGAUCUGAGAGAGUCAAUUGUUGACUUGAGCAGAGGCAGAGCGAGAGAUGAGGCGCCGUGGACGUGUCGAAGUUAUGAGACUUGCCAGUAUGCCAUGAAGCGCCAGAGGCGAGAUUUGGACACCACCUUGACUAGCACGAUAAAGACGUAUGAGGAGAGGACGCGAGAUUUGUCGUCGAUCUUCAAUAAUUUUGUCACUUUUGUACCAAAUGUCUCAGCACCAAUGCCAACACUGCACGUGUCCCACCCGUCCCCGUCGCGCUACAAUGAGGAGCGCGACAGACAGACUGUCAUGCAGGAAGAGUUGUCAUCGAAGCUCAUCCUUCUCCAUCCCAUCAUCUCAGCCAUGAGCACACAGUUUCCCGAUCCGAGAUUGAUUCAAUAUGAUUGUGGGAAAUUGCAAACGUUGAAUCGUCUGUUGAGGAAAUUGAAAACUGACGGACACAGAGUGUUGAUAUUCACACAGAUGACGAGGAUGUUGGAUGUGUUGGAGGCUUUUCUCAACUAUCACGGACAUAUUUAUCUACGUCUCGAUGGUACGACGAGAAUUGAGCAGAGACAAAUCCUGAUGGAGCGCUUCAAUGGUGACAAGAGGAUAUUUGUGUUUAUCCUGUCAACACGAUCCGGUGGUGUUGGUGUUAAUUUAACUGGUGCUGAUACUGUGAUAUUUUAUGAUUCCGAUUGGAAUCCGACAAUGGAUGCACAAGCACAGGAUCGAUGUCAUCGGAUUGGACAGACGAGGGAUGUUCAUAUUUAUAGAUUAGUUAGUGAAAAGACAAUUGAGGAGAAUAUCCUGAAGAAGGCAAAUCAGAAGCGACUUCUCGGUGAUUUGGCCAUUGAGGGUGGAAACUUCACAACGGCCUUCUUCAAGUCAUCCACCAUUCAGGAUUUGUUCAAUGUGGACACAACUGGAAGUGAUGCGUCGUCGCGCUUUCAGGAGCUCCUUGAUCGUGACAAGGAGCGCAAGCAGAAGUUGUAUGAGAGCAUAGCGGGACCUUCUGUCGUGCCGGAUGAGAGUAAGCAAAAUGUGGGCGCUUUUGAGACAGCUCUGGCCGCUGCUGAGGACGAACAGGAUGUUCAGGCGGCAAAGACGGCCACAGCUGAGGCUGCUGCUGAUUUGGCGGAGUUUGACGAGAACAUUCCACUCGAGGAUAUUGCGGAGAAGACACAGGAAGUCAGCAAGGCCGAUCAGGAGGUGGAACACCUAAUGAAACAGUUGAGCCCCAUUGAGCGAUAUGCGAUGCGUUUCGUGGAAGAGACGGGCGGCGCUUGGACGGCGGAACAGCUGAAGGCGGCUGAGGCGGAAAUUGAGCAGCAGAAGCGCGAAUGGGAGGCAAAUCGUCAGGCGGCGUUGCUGAAGGAGGAGGAGGAGAUGAAGCAGGCUGAGGAGGAGGAUAUUAUGCUAACAUACUCUAGUGAAGACGCCAAAAAUCAGAUUUGGAUAUCCGAUAAAACGGGUGACUUAAUGCCGAUGUGGUGUCCACCGACUCCGCCGCAGGACGACAAUGAUCUGUACACGGACUUCUCGCUGGGAUAUCUGUAUGAGUUGGAGACGAUGCCGGAGUCUCAGCUGCCGCCGGUGUAUGUGAAGAAGGAGUACAAGAGGAGUCGCUCCGAGGCGGGAUUGUACGUGGACAGUCGACGACAGGUGAAAGUGCGCAAGGAGGACACUUACUAUCCGCCGCGCUCCCUGUUCGAUCGUCCAUCGCCGGCGCUGGCGAAGAUGCGGCGCGAUCUGAAGCUGCAAAAGUACAGAGGAAUCUUCAAGCCGACUCUUCACAUGGCGGCGGUGAAGCACCAAAUAACACCAGUGAAGCCUCUUGUGGAGCCCGAGGGAAUGAUUGAGUGGUUCAUCUAUGAGGACAUGGCAAUGCUGAAUGUCAUCCAGAAUCUGCAGGGCUUCAAUCUCAGUCUGGUGCUCGUGUCGCCCGGUCACACGCCCAAUUGGGAUCUCGUGGCGGAUAUUGUGAAUCAGACAAGCCGAACGUACAGAUCGCCGAAACAGUGUCGCUAUCGCUACGAAGCGGUGAUUGUGCCGCGCGAGGAGGGGAAGCUGCAGGAGAGUCCGAAGAAACAGAAGAAGAGCAAGCACCAGCAGAAGGGGAGCAUCAAGAAUUGCCGGUCGAUGCGAACGAGUCAGUUGUACGCCAGUGACAACAAUAGUAGCUUCACGAAGCUGAUGAGGCAGAAGUUUGACAAUAUCAAGACGGUGAUGAUGAAGAAGGCGCCACAGUUGAAGCAAAUGCUGGUGAAUCCCACCAUGAAGAAUCCCAAGCAUGCCGCCCUGUUGGCAGAAUACGGAAUCACAAAUUACGACAGUCCGCCCAGUCCGAUGGAGAUUGCUCAGCGUCGGGUGGACAGGAUAACCAAGGAGAAGCAGAAGUUGACGCCUGCCAGUCAAGCUGCUGCUGCUGCUGCUGCUGCUGCGGCGCAGAUGCCGGAAUUGACGACGCCCACGACGCCAGGAGUGGCCACAGUGAGUCAGCAGAUGGCGUCCAGGCAGGAGAUCACCGUUCCGGCUGUGCUGCAGCAGCCGCAGACAAUUGUGGUGCAGCAGCAGAGUCCGGCGGUACUCCAGACGCCAGUGGCGGCUCUCGUGCAAUCCUCCACUCAGCUGCAGACCAUCCGUGCCGUGCAGUCGGCCGUUAACAUCUCGCAGCAGCAAUCUCCGCAGAUUGUCAAGGCUAUUGUGGCUUCCGGACAGAAUAUCAUUGCCACUCCCGUGCAGCAGAUCGCCGUGGCGCAGGCUUCGGCUCAGGCGACAGCUGGUCAGGGUCAGCAGGGCGUGACGGGGAGUCCGAGUGGGCAGCAAGCGACACAGCAAACCGUCGUUGUGCCCUCGUCGGUGUCUGUCGUGCUCACAACGCCCGUGACGACGAUUUCCAGUGGCCAGACGACGCAGCAGAUUGUGUCCAUUCAUCAGGCAACGGUGUCGAAUGCCAGCUCUGCGGCAGGAACUCUCGUGCAGACAAUUGCCUCUUCUGUGCCGCAAGUCAUGAGCCAGCUGCCGACUGUUGGAACGGUGAUUGCCACAACAGCCCUUCCGCCAAAUGCCACCGUGGCCACUUUGACCACGUCGGCGCUCAGGGCGCAGCGAAUUGUUCCGGCAAAUCUGCAAGAAGUUGUGCUGCAUCAGCGCGGCGGUUCGCAGAGUCCAACGGUGGUGUCUGUGAGUGGACUUGGACAGGGAUUGACGCCAGCUCAUCUCCAGGCGGCGCAAUUCCGUCUGUCAAUGGCUGCAGCUGCCGCUGGUGGUCAACACGUUGUGGCGGCCGCCAAGGGCAUUCCUCUGGGUUCAGUGACAACAUCUCCGGCCAAUAAGGCUGUCACGACGUCGCAUCCGCAGAUCCAGUUCUAUCGGCAGCAAUCCAUCAGGCAACAGCUGAAGGUUCUGCACACGGCGCCGGCCAGUGGAACGCCGGGACAACAGCAGUCGGGCACAACGGCGGCCGUUGUGCAAACGGCUGGCGGCCAGACGACCCUCGUGAGUCCCGCCGGAGCGAUAAUCCAGGGUGGAAUUGUGCAAGCGACGGGAAAUCUCGCCCAGGCGGUACAAGUGCAGCAAGCCGGUGGCCAGAAAGUGGCCGUGGCGAGCGUGAGCGGCGCUCCGGCGAGCGGCGUGGUGACGAAUGUGGCGACGGUUCAAGUGACACCCGGACAGCAGGCCCGAACGCAGUUCAUUAAGCAAGUGGGUGGGAAGCAGACGACAAUCGCCCGUCAGGUGACGGACAAUGAGAUGCAGGCGAUCAUGAUGAAGCGACAGAUAAUCAAUCAGCAGCACAAGGGUCAGGUGUUGCCGCAGGCGCAAAUCUUUGCGCCCACCAGUGUUCAGAUGCAGCAGGCCACAUCGUCGGCCACGGUGGCCGUUGGCGGUCAGCAAGCGGCCGCCGGCGGCGCGGGGGCGCAACAGCAGGCGGGUCAGCAGCAGAUUGCGACGCUGGUGAAGACGUCCACGGGCACUGUGGCCGCGGCAGCGCCGGGCAUGACGUUCUCGCAGGUGAAGCCCAAUCAGCUGAAGGCGACGGCAAUCGCGAGUCCUGGACAGACGCGGCCGGUGCAGAUUCAGCAGCAGAUUGCGAUCACGCCACAGAGGAAGCCGAAGGUGGCGCAGAUCACGCAAGUGGCGGGCAAGGCGGGUGUUCAGACGCAGCUGAUUGUGCAGAAUCCCAAAGGACUGCCCGUGACGAUGCAACAGCUGUUCAGGCAGGGCCAGCAAGGGAUUGUGCUCAGCAAGAGUCGGGUGAUUCCCGUCUCGAUGGCGUCGCAGCCCAACAAUCGGCAAACUAUUCAGGUGGUGACAGCUCCUCCGGGCGCUCAGACGCUGCGCACUCACGUGACGCCGGGGAAUCUCACGGGCACUCUUCAGGGGGCCAUCAAGGUGGCCGCGGCGGCUGGAGCCACGCAAGCUCAGCAGCAGCAAGCGCUCCUCACAGCAUUCCAGAAUCAGCAGAACCAGCGACAGAACGUGAGUCCGGUGCGCCUGCAGACGUCCUCGGGGGGCUCGCUGGUGGCACUGGCGGUGCAGCAGGCGCCGCAGAUUGUCACGCAGUCCACCAGUGGCGCCGGCAGCAUCGUGGAAGUGGCGGCGAGUGGCUCAGCCGGUGGCUCUGGUCAGGCUCAGCAGCAGCAGGCGCAGCAGCAAUCGCAAAAUCCUCAUCAUUCCCAGUCUAAAUAAGCAAACAACGGCCACUGAGAGUGACUUGAGCCACCAAUUUGAGGCAUAUUUUGUGCUGGAAAAGGACAUUUUGAUGAUUUUGCGUGAGAAAUGAGAAAUUUGUAAUGUAAAUUGUCAGAUUGUUGCUUCUGAUUUUUAAAAUUCUCACUCCUUUUUUGUUCAUUAAAUUGCCGUUUCUUUUUUUUUGUCUGUUUUAAAUGUGUAAAAUAUCCAGUGAAUUCCUUUUUAUUUCCUCCAUUUUCAAGGGGGUUUUUAAUCUAUAGAACAAUAUGAAUAGAAUUUCAGCGAGAUUGAGUAUAAUUGUUAAAUCAUGUAGAGUAGAGAGAGAGAGAAAGAAAGGGCGAUGAAAUGCGCGUGUAUGUAUAGAAAUGGAUGAAGUUUUAGGAGAAGAAAAAAACAGUGAGAAAUGUGGCACUCAUAAAUAAAGUAA